Messenger RNA from Pelobates cultripes (western spadefoot toad), 957 nucleotides. The record is from the annotation of a GenBank genome assembly. Lineage: Eukaryota; Metazoa; Chordata; Amphibia; Anura; Pelobatidae.
AUGGAAAAUGGUUCCUUGAUAACUGUGAACAUUAUACUUAUUGGUCUUGAGGAAAUGCAGAGAUUUAAAUAUCUAUAUGCCGUGAUCAGCUUUGGGGUAUACGUAGCCAAUAUAUUACUUAGCUUUAUCCUUGUGUUCAUUAUCUGGACUGAGCCAACUCUCCACGAGCCGAUGUAUAUCUUCAUCUGUAAUGUGAUUAUUAACGGAAUGUUUGGAAGCACAGUUUUUCUUCCCAAGCUCACAAUUGACAUGCUUUCUGGAUAUACUACUAUCUCAAUUCAUGGCUGCCUUAUUCAAGCGUUCUUCAUUAACAGCAUUACUUGUGCUGAAAUGCUUACAUUUGCUGUAAUGGCUUAUGACAGAUUUUUGGCUGUUGGUCAUCCUUUGAGGUACCCAACUUAUAUGACAAAUGGGAAAGCCCUGACCUGCCUAACUGUGAUUUGGAUAUUUUCUUUUACAAUUGAAGUAGCAAUUGUGAUGUUGGCUGCUCGCCUGACUUUAUGUAACAUGAACAUGAACAAUGUCUACUGUGAAGUAAUGUCGUUCCUUAAACUGGCGUGCGGCAGUACUGUUCUAAACGAUAUAGUCGGAAGCACUUUGGCCAUAGUAGUGAUAAUCUUUACGUAUGUUGUAGCUAUAUAUAGCUACAUUAGGACUUUUAUAAUAUGCUUAAAGAUUGCCAAAGAUGAAUGUCAGAAAGCCCUCCACACAUUAAUAACCCAUCUGAUGGCUUUCUCCCUUUUUAUGUUUGGAUCUCUAUUUGUUCUUCUUCGACACAGGUUGAAUUUUGGUGCCGUAUCUCCCAAUGUACACCUUAUUCUCCCUAUAUUGGGAUUUACUAUAGUCAUCACUAUGAACCCAGUCAUAUAUGGAUUAAGAACAAAAGCUCUCAAAAACAAAUUUGUUCAUUACAUCCAUAGAAAAACACAUCCAAGGGACCGUAGCAUACCGGAUUAG